GGGAAAACAUUAUCAUUUUGCCUGUUGUAAUACGAUAAAAUAUAUAAUUUUACAUUUGCCAAACUAAAAACCCAUACGGCACAUUUUUUUGGUUCUUUUUCAUUUUUGCAACAUACCAUUUAAUUGUCAAUUAUAGGAGUGUGUAGCAAGAUCAAGAACAGAAUACAAACGUGAUCAGAUAUACUGCAUACAAAGAAGUAGAAUACAAAUCAUCUCAUGUUCAUUCGAUAUUGCAAACUGUUACUUUUGAUUUUUAAAGAAGCGUGAAAUUACUAUAAAAUGUACAGAAAAUUUGGAAUAUGUAUAAUUAUCGUUUAUUUGUUUAAUUUGUUUAAUGUCUAUAUUAAUUAAUAAUUAUCUGAAAAUACAUGAGAAUUUUAAGUUUUCGAAUUUAUUACCUUUUAAAUAGUAACUAUAUUAUAAAAUCUACAAUUUACAGAAUAUGAUUAUUUAAUAAAUACAAGGGGCUAAUUCACGUACUGCGUUAUAUGUUAAUUCUUACAAUUGAUUACAACUCUACCUAAUUUAGCUAAUAACUAUCUAUUAUUAAUCUAUUAUCUAUUAAUCUUCAAACUAUUCAGAUUAACGCUCCUUUAAAUUUUACUCAUCGCGAAUUCGGAAAUGUUUGUAAAUUACUCGAAUGUCAAUACAUAUUCUGUAAAUUAAUCUAUGAACUGCGAUGGCCUCAAAAUUUCCCGCUUCCAUUUUUAUUAAUGAGUAUUUAAUCGCAGGCUCUCGUAGAUCCCUGGGGCACUCCGGUGCUGACUAUAAGUUCGCCACGAUUUCAUCAGAAGAAGGGGAUAUGCCGUAACUCGCGUUAAAAAAAAGAACGUUUUCCAUAUUUAUGUUAGUUAGCGGGAGUUAGUUGGGGGAGAUUGGAUGACAAGAGUCCAUGGUCUUGCUUUUAACUGGACUGCUUUUAGUCUUAAUUCAGCCUUUGACCGAGCGAGUUCGAGAAAUCGUACGUCCCCGGCAUUUACUGUGCUGAGCAUUAUUUACGAAGUGUUUCUCUUUUUAUUUUCCUUUUGAUACAUCGGAUCAAAGACCCUACUUCAUCCGUACUUAGGGCAUUUUACGUUUCCACAUCGACCAAGAUAAGAUAAAUAAGAUAACACGAAGAUAGUAUUGAAAACUUGUACUUAAUCAAUUACUGAUAGUAUUCAUAUAGUAAUCACAUAGAAUCUGUCGCUUGUUAUUUGGAAGGUAUUUUAUUACUGAGUCAAACAACGAAAGAAAGAGAAAAAAACGUAAGGUGUACGUAAUGUUAUUUGUAUUUUGAAAAUACUUCUUUCUGUAGCAUCUUUUUUUUUAUUAAAUAUAUUAAUCAAGGAAGUCUUUAAUACGGAUAAGGUCCAACGUUUGGACCGAAACGUUAUAUAUCUAUAUCUUUAAUAAUAAAAGGAAGAAUUCUAAGCACGUACAACCAGCUUUGCUCACAGCAGUUUUUUUGCCUUUUGUAUAUUAGUUUGAGCUCACUUUUUGUAGUUAUAAUGGAUAAUGUAAUUUCUUUGGGGAUUUUUUGAAAUAGGUUUUCUUACCAAGAAAUCAUGCCGAGUAGCAAAACAAGAAUCGCUAUUGUGGGUGGUGGAGUGGCUGGUUUGGUGGUGGCCCGUCAUGUGGUAUCCAAGUUGAAUAUUUACAGUUUGACCAUGUUCGAACAAACUGAUGACAUCGGUGGUACGUGGGUCUACACCGACGAAACGCAUUUCGACAAGCACGGACUUUUGAUCCACAGCAGCAUGUAUAAGAAUCUCAGGACGAACAUUCCAAAGGAAGUAAUGCAGAUACCUGAUUUCCCCUUUCGAGAUCCGGACGCUCCGUCUUUUCCUAGUCAUACUGUGAUAAGAGAAUAUCUCAUGGAUUAUGCAGAGCAUUUCAAUCUCCGUCCGCAUAUUAAAUUGAACACUCUAGUGAAGCAUAUAGAGCCGGAAACCCUGAAGAAUGGCCAGACACUGUGGACCGUGACGUACGAGGAUCUGGAGACCAAAGCAGAGACCUCGAAAACGUUCGAUGCUGUAGUAUUGUGCAAUGGUCAUUACACUGUCGGUCAUGUUCCACAUAUUCAAGGUAUCGAGAGCUUCCAUGGCGGAUGCAUACACAGCCAUCAGUACAGAGUGCCGGAGGUUUACGCCGGCAAGAAGGUUUGCAUACUCGGAGCGUCCUGGUCCGGCAUUGAUAUCGCCGUCGAAGUCGCGCAGUACGCCGAUAAAGUAUAUCUGAGUCACAAUUUACCGGAACAGAUUGACUCGAAAAUGUCGAGCAACGUUGAGCAGAGAUCCGGCGUCGAAUCUAUCCAAGGAAGCGUCUUCACCUUCCGCGACGGUACCCGCGCGGAAGUGGACGAUUUCAUAUAUUGCACCGGUUACGAGUUCACGUAUCCCUUUACGUCGACUAAAGUUGAGAUACGUACCGACGACAAUCACGUUGAACCCAUCUACAAGCACCUGGUGCACAUGGACUACACGAGUCUGUUCUUCAUGGGCGUGCCGGCGAUCGUGAUACCAUUCCCGAUGUUUCACAUUCAAGCGCAAUACAUCCUCGGGAUACUCGAGGGUCGUGUCCAGUUGCCGUCGGCGCAACAAAUGCGCGAGGAAAACGAGACAGAGAAGCGGUCCUUGUUAGCUCAAGGCAUUCUGUUGAGACACAUCAACAAGUUGAAGGAUAGGCAGUGGGCUUAUUACGACGAAAUCGCGGCCGCCGCAAAUGUGCCGAGUUUCCCGCCAGUAGCCAGGAAGAUCUUCGAUCACGUCAGCGAGAUGCGCAACAUAAACUUUACGACUUAUAAGAAUUAUCAGUAUCACAUCAUCGACAGCGAGAACUUCAGCGUGUCUUGUAGUAAGCCUUGUUAGGGUCUACGUGAAAAAAAAAAAGAGAAGUGAAAUAUUAAUUUCGCAGAACGAUCGCGAAAGCAUCCGGCUCCGGUUUUCAUUGCGAAUUUUAUCAGCAAGUCAUCGGCAAGUUGCUCAAUUGUUACGAUCGAUCUUAUUUCAAGCUGAAAGAAACCUUCGCGCAAUUUGCAAAAGGAUGUUAUUUCGAUCUUAUCGGCGAUUUGUUGCGAUAAUGAGGCUCGACCGAAAGCAUCGAACUCAUUUAUUAACGUGACGAUGUUUACCACACACUAUGACGCGCUUUUACGUGGCAUCGACUCGCAAUACAGCUUGUUAUACACUAAACGAUACAGAAAAGAUAACCGAGACAGAAACGCAGGGUUAUCGUGUCGCUACGCUUGCAAUAUAUUAUGAACUUAUUAGACAUAUAUAUAAUUAUAUAUAGUCUCAUUAAAAUGAUUCCCGUCAUCGGAAAUCUUUAUAUUGCAAAUAAAAGACCAGCAAUCAUACACG
Molecule: messenger RNA, 3341 nt
Organism: Ooceraea biroi (clonal raider ant)
Lineage: Eukaryota; Metazoa; Arthropoda; Insecta; Hymenoptera; Formicidae
Product: flavin-containing monooxygenase FMO GS-OX-like 4
Molecular function (GO): NADP binding; flavin adenine dinucleotide binding; N,N-dimethylaniline monooxygenase activity
Source: RefSeq, a predicted model, not a curated record